This is a messenger RNA of Dermatophagoides pteronyssinus (European house dust mite), 722 nucleotides long. RefSeq names its product soluble calcium-activated nucleotidase 1-like. The record is from RefSeq and is a predicted model, not a curated record. NCBI's taxonomy places the organism in Eukaryota, Metazoa, Arthropoda, Arachnida, Sarcoptiformes, Pyroglyphidae.
AUGGUGCUACACUUGUAUUUCGAUCCAAAAGAAGGCUGUCUCAAGCAACAAAUGAAAACGCUGCUGCCAAUUCGCGGCAACUUCAACGAACUGCAACGCGGUAUGGAGCUGAGCGACGUGGUCGCUUGGAAUAACAGGUACUACACGUUCGACGACCGAACCGGAAUCGUUUUCGAGCUCUUGCCGUUCGUCAACAAGCCCUCGGUGCUCCAGUCGGAAACCAACUCGAAGGGCUUUAAGAUUGAGUGGGCCUCGGUGAAAGACAACAUGUUGUACAUCGGGUCGAUCGGCAAAGAGUAUGUGUCCCCCGAUGGAGUCACCGUUCUGCACGAAGAUCUGUUUGGCGUGAUCCGACUCAACGACAACAAGCUAGAACCGGUCCGCGAAGACUGGAAACGACGGUAUCAGGCGCUACGCGCCAUCAGUGGAUGCCCGUACCCGGGCUACCUGAUCCACGAAGCGGCACGUUUCAGCAAUGUGCGUCGCGAGUGGGUAUUCCUCCCACGCCGCUGCUCGACCAAGCCGUACGACGAGGUCAGCGACGAAAUACGGGGGUGUAACCUCAUUCUCGGCAUUAGCGAAGCGAACACGAUUUGGAAGCGCAAAAUCCGCAAGCGUUCACGAAACCAGCGGAAAGGCUAUAGCGCGUUUGCGUUCAUGCCGGGGACCAAUGACGAAGUGUUGGUCGCAUUGAGCACUGAAGAAAAUUCAAGCACAGCGAA